ACAGUACNGGGCCUUAUUUUAAAAAAGAUAUACAUGGUUUACUUCUUUAUUUAAAGGCCCAUUUGUAACUUAUAAGGCAAGGGCAACGAAUGUUAAAAACAGGUUAUAUUUUCUGUGAUUGGCUGAGAGCAGGCCAAUUUAUCGUUAAUUUUUAAUUUGCACUGCAGUACAGUGAGUGAUCGUGUGAAAGCGCGAGCGAUUGAGAAUUUCCUCCACUCGUGAUAUUUGAAAAUUCUUUCAAAUGGUGCAGUUUUGAGAGACUUUUCAAAUGUCAGUUGUGGUGUAAAUCCCUAAUUUCACUCGCAUUUUAGUUACCAAGCUAAUUUAUUCCAUUUUGAUCUUCAAAACUCUUCUUGUACAGAAGUUGCAAAAGACAAUAUGUACUUCAGUCCUUGUGGGAAUUUUUCUGGAUUUUUUAGAUUGCAUUAUCAUCAACCUCUGCGUUCGUGCACUGCUAGUGCUGGUUGUUUUGGUGAAAUUAUCACUUGUGUUAUCAUGUAGUUUUCUCCCGUGGAGUUGAUGGGUUAGGAGCGAGUGCGUGCUAUUAAUUCAAUGUGAACAGCUGAAUUCUCUCAUGCAUAGAUACAAGCGUCUACAGAUGAAAUGCGGCAGGAAUGCUUUAAAAAGAGAACUAAGGCGAGCGAUUACUUGGUAGUCAAAAAGUGCAAAAUGUAACGAAAAACAUAACUUUAAUUUAUGUACAGGUUAGUUUUAAAUAAUGGCUUUUUACUGAACGUGACACAAUCUUUAAGAAGUGGCGUUACCUAACAUGACAGAAUCGCCUACAAUGGCAACACGUAAACACGCGCCAAGUAGGGGCGGUUAUUCUGCAAGAUCUUGCCAAAGAACGGGCACUUUCUUUUAAGUUUUACGUAUGAGAAUAGGCUUUAAAUUAGAAAUUAGUUUAAAUGUAGUACUUUCACAAUUGCCUCAAGUAGGAAACAACAUAGUGUAAUAUAAUUGUGACCAAUUCACGAAGCAAGUAUAGCGAUCGAUACGUUGUCCAGUAUUUCCUCGGUUUAGCAAACGGGAAGGAACCAAGGAGUUGAUCCACCAGUUGAAAACGAAAACCUGGAGAAUUAAAGAACGUUUUUUCUUUUUCUUUUAAGAUGUUAAAAGAGGCCAUCGAACAGAAUCUUACAAAUGUUUUUCAGUGGACCGAGGAAAACCUCUUUCAUGGAAAGGGGGACACUCGAUAGUCCAGUUUGUCGUUGAAGUUGGCGUGAUCGGUCUGUCCAGUAGCUGGGCCGGGGCAAAACACUCCUGAAAUUUGGAUAUCUGAAUCAUACAACAAAAAAGUAGCCGAGUGUUCUCCCGCCGGCGAUGCUUUUCCAGCACUGACUCCGGCAAUAUCUCUGACUCGUCCCGCUGCCCUAAAGAGAGACUCGUCUGCACUGAAAACGUACGCGAGGAUUUCACGAGAAUACUGAGUUACCCUGGUAAGACGGGCAUGGUUGGUUAGAAGCCCACUUUGGAUGAAAAGUGUAGAUUACUCAUGUUAGUUCCAUCUAGUUUAAUUGAUUCACAGAAAAGCUCCGGGGCGCGUUUCACGAAGUCGUUUCUUUGUGUUCAGUUCAAGCCUUUCCGGAAAUUAAUGACGGCUAGGAAGGGAGGACGAACAAGAGGUGCUGCCGACUAACUUUGAGACCUUUCGUGAUGACCCGGUAAUAAUUAACCGCAAGGCCUAUCGGUAAAAAUUUGCUUGCAAAAUCGUGGGGCAGAUUUGAAAGGUUAAAUCUGAAACACAAGUGAAGUUCUGCCGGGUGAUCCAUACUAAGUGCUCAGAGAGGUGAGCUCAGCGCUAGCGUUCAGUGGAACGAUUUGCUCACAUGUUAGAUCGUCAACCGAUCGCGACUUGCGCGUGACUUCUGUAACCUCGGACAGGUUUACUGCUCUUCCCAUUCAGGUAAUGUACACCCCCCUUCCGCAUUUUAGCUAGAUGACUUUACAAUACGCACAUACAUUGACUGGUCUAGAUUUUGAAUGUAAACUCCUUCUUUCCCACUGACUUCUUGUGAUCUGUUCUUAUUGGCUGAAAAUUGACAGAAUUCAGACGUGACAGCUUGGGAAAAGUAAAAUUUGUUUUUGCCUUAGCUGUACAGUGAAUAAAAAACAGGCGUUGUUUGGGCACAUUUGUCCCGUCGAAGCCAACAACUUUAAGAGUAUGAACAUCCGGGAACUUUGGUCACGUGAUGCAACAUGCGUGCGCACAGGAAACGCGGAAAGUCGCUUCGUAACACGCAAGUUUUUAUCGCAGUUUCCCUUCUGAUGAAAGAAAUGGAAGAAACCUUUGCAGAAAGUGGAAGUGAGAACUUCGUUAAGCAGAGAAACCAUGCCGGACCAUUACCGAGGGGUCUUUAUGACCUGUUUCUCAGUUGUAUUCGCGCGCGCUCCGCAGCCACCCUCCCACGGUGGCAAUGUCCUUGGCCGAGUGGACCUGAUUUGAAAGCGGCCGGUUUCCCGAAACCAAAAGGUGGCGUUACUAGGCGAGAAAAGUUUAAAAACUGGGCUGAACGCAUGGAUGUACGCUUCGAUUCUGAGGCUAACCGUGAAGUACUUGUUUACAAAAGAACUGGGAAGAUAAUAGUGCCUGUAGAAGACUUUGAGGCAGUUGUAAGUAAAGUACAUUCAGAGGGGCAUUACGACGCUAAGAAGACAUUCUCCUUGAUUCAAGAAAAGUACACAGUGGGUCACAGGGACUUUGGAAUUGACAAGAGCAUCAUCAGCAUUGUGGUAGAAACAUGUCCUGGAUGUCUAAUGAAAGCCAAACUUUAUAAUGGGAUCAAAAAUGGAGACAAUGACCCAUUGGAAAAUGGCAGACUACCUCACGUAACAUACAAUGGAAAAUUCUCAAGUGAUGCACGAUCCAUGGUUGCUAAUGUCCCGGACAAUAAGUGCAUAUGGUUUGAUAAGUCAGCCCUUGCAGUAAGUCUGGAUUUCAACAGUAAACUCCAGGGUUUGAUAAAUGAGCUAAGAGGAGAGUAUGGAGCUGUUCUGCGGGGAAACAAAGAUGCCAAGGAUAGGCUAUUAAAGAAAAUAUCCAUUACUCAAUUUAUAAUAAAGGAACACAGGAAUUCGGCGCACUUAUCAGCGGAAAUACCCGAGUACAACCAAACCUUUAUCGAUGAUAUGAAAUCCCUUCUGGAGAGCUACAGAAUGCUUGGGAAAGAACAAUUGUUUGUUGCGGACAUGCAACUUCUUGGUGAAGCUUACAGAGGAGAAGGCUACACAGACUUAUUUCUGCAAAGUGUGGAAGCGCUCAUACGUUCACUUCUAUCCAGAUAGCAAUUGCUGAGCGAUUACUAGUUGUGAUGUGACCAAACGGUUUUCGGUAGAAAUUAAACUCGCCUGAUAAGACAACGCCAUAAUGUCAGCAGAAAGCGAAGUUAGUGUUCAGUGUUUAAAUGUUUGUAAUAUUGUAUAUGUUAAUAUUCAGUCGUUAAGAGACCUUUUUCAUGACCCUGGAAUGUAAAAACGCGUUCACACUUCCCUUUGUGUUUGUUUGCCCUUUAUUUGCUGAUGAAACCUUUGGAGUGUGUUGAGGUAAUCAGAACAAAGUGCUGCCCUUGUCAGCCAAUGAGAUGUAAAGCCAACAAAAUAAACUUGUUUUGUUUAACUCG
Orbicella faveolata is the source of this 3620-nucleotide messenger RNA. RefSeq lists its product as uncharacterized. Lineage: Eukaryota; Metazoa; Cnidaria; Anthozoa; Scleractinia; Merulinidae. The record is from RefSeq and is a predicted model, not a curated record.